This is a messenger RNA of Solanum tuberosum (potato), 1324 nucleotides long. RefSeq lists its product as uncharacterized. Gene Ontology annotation, biological process: protein histidyl modification to diphthamide. The record is from RefSeq and is a predicted model, not a curated record. Lineage: Eukaryota; Viridiplantae; Streptophyta; Magnoliopsida; Solanales; Solanaceae. Gene Ontology annotation, molecular function: metal ion binding. Gene Ontology annotation, cellular component: cytosol. The coding region runs from base 405 to 1127 and encodes 240 amino acids. The transcript has 4 exons.
CAAUUCCACUUGGCCCAUAGUUUCCCCCUCCACCUCCCAUGCCGGCUUUCUCGUGCGGCAAAGCAGCAAUCCCAAAAAACCCAUCACACGCACAAAUUGUCAAAUCAAAUCAAAUAUUUUCAAUAACCAAUUUCUUAAACCUUUCCUUAUUAAUUAAAUUUAAAAAUUAAAUUAAUUUUUUAGCUUAUUGUGACCCCUUUACGUAGAGAAACGGUCAUCACAAUUCACAAACAAGAUGAUCAAUUUGAAGAAAUAUUUCUAAGGGAUUGAAGAACAUAACAUCCGAUUUUUUUUUAAAAGGAUUAAUCUUGGUUAGCUAAUUACUCACCACAACUUGGAAAUAUUUCAAAGUUUUAACCUUUGGAACAUUUACUUGGAAAAGGGGAUCAUAAUAUUUGGUGAGGAUGGGAACCAUGUUGGUGGUGCUAAUUUUGAUGUCGAUGUCGAUGAUGAUUAUGAUGGACAAUGUGUAUGCUGGAGAUACGAAUUCUGUUUUUGAUCCUUGUUCGGACACAAGAGUUCAGAGAUGGGAUGGUUUCACAUUUGGGCUUGUGUUUUCAUCAAAGGAAUCAUUUUUCUUCAAUGAAUCACAGCUCUCUCCAUGUGAUCGUCGCCUCUCCCUUACUGGAAAUUCUGCUGAACUCGCUGUUUUUAGGCCUAAAGUCGAUGAGAUUUCACUCCUUACAAUCAAUAUCAGCAACUUCAAUCCUAGCAAAUCUGGUGGUUAUAUGGUUGCCUUUGCUGGACGCAAGUAUGCUGCUCGAUCAUUGCCUGCUUUUGUGGCAGACAGUACUCACACCGUUACAAGCUUCACUCUGGUACUUGAAUUUCAAAAGGGCACCCUCCAGAACUUGUUUUGGAAGAAAUUUGGGUGCGAUUCGUGCAAAGGAGAUUCUUUUGUUUGCCUCAAUAAAACUGAUUGUGCAGUCCCCAAUAAUAAGUGCAAUGGAAAUGGCGGAUCCAUUGACUGCAACGUGAGCAUACAAUUGGCCUUUUCAGGAACAGAUAAGAAUGAAAAUGUGCUGAACUCGUGGUACGAGGUUAAAAACCUCAGACAAUACUCCCUCUACGGUUUGUUUCAAGGUGUUAGUGAUUCUCUCACGAGUCCUUUUAAGAACCUGUUUUAGGACCACAUAACGAGUUCUUGUUUGUAUAAUGUGUAAUGACCAUAAGAUUUCUGUUGUGCUUGGCCACAUAAGUAGAAUAUAUGUCUCCUUCGUCCGUUGAAUAACUUGGUGAUUACUACAUAGAAUCCAGCCUGUUUUAUCUUGUACAGAUCUUAUCUCAAGACGUUUUGUUGUUUAAAGUUUCUCAUUGUUUAUCA